Molecule: messenger RNA, 2028 nt
Organism: Microplitis mediator
Lineage: Eukaryota; Metazoa; Arthropoda; Insecta; Hymenoptera; Braconidae
Gene: Srp72
Product: signal recognition particle subunit SRP72
Exons: 3
Coding region: 46-2013 (655 amino acids)
Biological process (GO): SRP-dependent cotranslational protein targeting to membrane
Cellular component (GO): signal recognition particle, endoplasmic reticulum targeting
Molecular function (GO): 7S RNA binding; ribosome binding; protein binding
Source: RefSeq, a predicted model, not a curated record
UAUAUAUGUAUAUAUUUGAUAUAUAUAUGACGUUAAUAAGUAGACAUGGCUUCAAAAGACAACAAUCUGUCUCUUUUAUACGGAGAAUUAAAUAAAUUAGGACAUAAUGCGGAAUAUGAAAGAGCUUUGAAAGUUGCUAAUAAAAUUCUAGCAUUCAUCCAAGAUGAUGAAGCAGCAUUGCAUUGUAAAAUAAUUUGUCUUAUUCAAUUGUCUAAAUUUAAUGAAGCAUUACAACUCGUCUCGAGACAUUCCAAACAAACCAGUAAUUGGGACUUUGAAAAGGCUUAUUGUCUAUAUCGUUUGAACCAAGUACCGGAAGCUCUGGAAGUGGUCGAAAAUGUUUCAAACCCAUCAUUAAAAUUGAAGGAACUCAAAGCCCAGAUUCUGUACCGGCUAGAAAAAUAUGAAGACUGUUUCGCAGUGUAUCGUGACAUCAUAAAAAAUUCAAACGACGAGUACGAAGAUGAGCGGGAGACAAAUUUAGCGGCUGUAAUUGUUAAUUUAGUAGCCGAGGGAUCAAAACUCGACGUUCCCCAGCUGCGAGAAGACACCUACGAGCUGACUUACAACGCAGCCUGCCGGCUAAUAGAGCAAGGAAGUAAUGGAGACCGUGUUGUGCUGGCGGAAGCCGAGAAGAAAUUACGAGCCGCUGAAAAACUUUGCAAAGAAGCUCUCGAGGAAGAUGCUACCGAGAAUGAGAUUGAUAACGAAGUGGGAAUCAUCCGGGUCCAACUGGGUUACUGUCUCCAGCUCCAGGGUCGUGAGAAAGAGGCUCAAGCUUUGUACAUGAACGUGCUCAAGAUGAAACCCGACGACAUGGCACUCGCAGCAGUCGCCAGCAAUAAUCUCGUGACCUUAAACAAAGACCACAAUGUCUUCAGUAGCAAGAAGCGAAUGAAGAGCGCGACCCUCGAGGGACUUGAGCACAAACUCACCUCAAGACAACGCAAAAGUAUCGCGUACAAUCAAUGUCUGCUGGCCCUGUACACCAACCAGGGCGAGCAGUGUCAAAAAUUGUGCGGAAAGCUCGUAAAAGACUAUCCGGAUAUGCGCGCAGACGCGUCAUUCGUUCAAGCUGUCCAACUUAGCAAGGAAUCUAAAGUACAGGAAGCUGUUGAACUGCUGAUGAAAAACGCUUCCAGUAAUGAUGAUUUAUGUAUGAAACUCGCUUGCGUUCAACUUUUGUUGCAGCAAGGCGAGCGUAAGAAAGCCAUUGAUAUACUGGAGAAUUUAAAUGAACGUGAUAGGUCGCUGUCGGGAGUUGUCAGUGCGUUGGUGACUCUCCAUAUGGCUGAUAAUAAUCGUGAGCGUGCAUCAGCUGUCCUCAAAGAUGCUGUUAAUUAUUACAAGCGGAAUAAAGAAAAAACUGGUGACUUGGGUACAUUAUGGCGGCAAGCAGCAGACUUUCAUUUACGUGGAGGUGAAGUUGCUGUCGCUGCGGCGAGUCUUGAAGCACUUCUAGAGGCUUCUCCUAAUGACACCAAGACACUCGCACAACUUAUCGUUGCUUAUGCUAAAUCUUCACCGGCUAAAGCUCAAGCACUUUCUAAACAAUUACCGCCGCUUGAUCAAGUAGCCGGAGUUAUUGAUGUCGAUGCUCUGGAAAGCAGUAACUGGGUUAUUGGUACUAAGGUUAUAAAAAGGAAAGUUGAACCUUCGCCUGGUAAACCUGGGACAGAUCCGACCCAGAAGACUAAGAAACGCAGAAAGAGGAAGGGCAAGUUGCCGAAAAAUUACGACUCGAGUGUAGCUCCCGAUCCGGAGAGAUGGUUACCCAGGCACGAAAGAAGCGGGUUCAGGAAAAAGAGAGAUCGUAGAAACAGAGAUGCUGCUAUGAAAGGCACACAGGGAACUGCUGCUGGUGCUAGUGAUCUUUAUGACAUCACAAAAAUGCCGGCUAAUGUUAAACCCUCGCCCAAUCCGCGGCAUAGUCCUGCUGUGGAGGCUGCGGGCCCACGGCAGCAGCAGAGAAAAGUCCAGCAAAAGAAAAAGAAAAAGGGCGGCAAGUGGUAAUUAUUUGAUUUAAAU